CCUUCACAAUAUUCUCACUACUACACUCUCUCAUUCUUCACACUCUCUUUCUCACAAAGAGAGAAACCAUAAGCAUGGAGUCCUCAAAGAUCCAUGCUUACCUCUUCCUCUGCAUGCUCUUCCUCUCCUCUGCCGCCCCCAUUCUCGGUUGCGGCACCUGCGGUAAGCCCGUCCCAAAGAAACACAAGCCCAGCAAAAAGCCCGGCAAGCCCGUGAAGCCACCAGGCAUAGUGCCUCCUAUUGUGAAGCCACCAGGCAUAGUGCCUCCUAUUGUGAAACCACCAGUGAUAUUGCCUCCGGUUACAGUGCCUCCAGUUACAGUUCCUCCAAUCACUGUCCCUCCGGUUGUGAAACCCACUCUUCCUCCGAUUCCAGGUGUGACACCCAUUCUUCCUCCGGUUCCGGUGCUGAACCCACCAAGCACUCCUACUCCUACUACUCCUGGUUCUGGUUCAUGCCCACCACCAAAGUCUCCUCCUGGUGGCGGCGGUGGUUCGCAGGCGACAUGUCCCAUUGAUACGUUGAAAUUGGGGUCUUGUGUGGAUCUGCUUGGCGGUUUGAUUCACAUUGGGUUGGGUGACCCAGCUGUGAACAAGUGCUGCCCUGUGCUUCAAGGGCUUGUGGAGGUUGAAGCUGCUGCAUGUCUCUGCACCACUUUGAAGCUCAAGCUUCUGAAUCUCAACAUCUAUGUGCCUCUAGCUCUUCAGCUCCUUGUUGCUUGUGGGAAGACUCCUCCUCCUGGCACACCUGCUCCCUCUAAACCAGUUAUAAGGUUAAUGGAUUCAAGAAUAUAUGGUCCAAAUCGACAUGAGAGGAUGUCAAUUGAGCCAAGCCACUCUCUCUUUUUUUUUUUUUCUUCUUUUGAUUGGAAUUGAUGUUGUUUGUUUCGCUAUUAAUUAUUUGUAAAAGUACCAUUUGUUUUUAAUUGAGAUUGUUUGCAUGUAUGUUUAAUCCUAAGCAAGUAAAGUAGCUGCAAAGAUUAUUCUA
Lotus japonicus is the source of this 987-nucleotide messenger RNA. RefSeq names its product 36.4 kDa proline-rich protein. Lineage: Eukaryota; Viridiplantae; Streptophyta; Magnoliopsida; Fabales; Fabaceae. The record is from RefSeq and is a predicted model, not a curated record.